Phytomonas sp. Hart1 is the source of this 4182-nucleotide messenger RNA. The record is from the annotation of a GenBank genome assembly. Lineage: Eukaryota; Euglenozoa; Kinetoplastea; Trypanosomatida; Trypanosomatidae.
AUGGCACGGCUAGAAACGCGCGAAAUUGGUUCGAUAUCAAAGCUACCAAAUGGCAAUGUGUGGAAGCAGGUCACAGAGCUCAAUACGAUAGUUACAGAAGUAGAUACAGCCAGAGCUGCGCAGCGCGAAGCGGAGGAUCGCGCUGAUCAGCUAGCCAAUGAACUAGAAGUGGCUGUUGAAAGGAUACAUACCCUUGAUAAAAGAUUAGUGGAUAUGAAACAUGCUACAUCGGUGCAUCAGCUUCAGGCUAUGCACGGCCGCUUAAGACUCGAAAGUGAAAACAACAAGGUACUAAACUGCAAUGGGUCAGAGGGCAGCAUGUUUCCCCUUCCAACUAGUGACGAAACGAAGCAGUGGCCUCUGGCAGCUCGUAGUGUCUUGAAUCGUCUUGUUUCACAUUCGGAAGGACUUGUUAUGAAAAAUUCUGAGAACUCACGUCAUUCAUCUUUUCAAAUUCAAAAACUGGAGUGCUCUUGUGAGAAGCUUGAACAUAAACUCAAAAUGAAAACCGAGGAGUUGCGCCAAUUACAAGACGAGUGUCUUUCUUUGCGCAAAGAGAAGGAAAUUCAACGCUUGUAUGGUGCUCAGUGGUAUGAAAAGCUGCAGGAAGUGAGAGAAGAGGCGCAGCUGGUAUCCGAGCUUGUGCGCAUCUCCAAAGGUAACGCCGAAGAAACAGCUCUUUCUUGCAUGACAGCGGAGAUUCAACAGGAUGCAUUUACCAAGGCCAAUGCCCAUGGGACCGUGAUCAUAUCACAGGCUAACCAAGCGACGUUAAGCAAGUGCAAAGGAUUCGCACAGCAGGUUCUUCAAGACAUGCAUGCAGUGUCGCAGUUCCUGUUGGCUCUGCGUGACAUGGAUAUUUGCGAAACGAACGGCUACAAGAUCCUUCAGAGCCUCGCUGAUGGGAGUGUUCCGCCUGAGAGUCUAUUCCUUGAUGCAAAGACAGUACCUACCAUACACAACACUUUGGAAAUAGAAAAAAGGAAUACGGUGUCUUGUAUUAAGGAGAAUAAAGACCUUGUGGUACGGGCUGUCGAGCGCGCGCUCGAAAAGGGCUUCCAAAUAGCGUCGGAUCCUAAGGAUUCAAAAACGCAUACUACUGGUUUUACAGAGGAAUCAGGAAAAUCAAGCGAGGAAGUUUCACAAAAUCAUGCCCCACAUAACUAUCGUGGGAGCACAGAAGCUUUUUCUAUCGACAAGGUAAUCUUUCGCAAUCACAACGACAGUGAAUAUGACGACGAGAUCGUAGAAGCGGAUAAGUUUGAAGAAACAGAUAGAUCUAGAUUGAGUAAAAAACCAACAAGAUAUAAUUCAGAACUGGAGGCAGAAACAUCAGGUCAUACAGUGUCAUGGCCCAGUAAUGAAAUUUGGGCUGAUGUUGAUCUGAAGAAAGUCUCCCAAUCUGCAUCCUAUGGGUCACAAAUGCCGACGACAGGAUUGCCACUUCUCCCACAUAAUGGUGACGUUGAUUUAUCCAGUUCAUACUACAAACAGAGGUCUUUGCCAUACACAUCUCGCGGAGAAGUCGAAGAAAAUCCCGACAUCUGCUCCAUGUCACGGCCACCGCGCUUCUCAUCAAAUUCAGUCUGGAAGUUCAACUACGCUGGUGACUCAAGGCGUUCGGUGAACAUCUCUGAUUCUACAGUGUUGUUCCCCUCAGAGCACGCACGUCGUUUUUUGGAUAAAUGCGAGAAUCGCACUAGAGAGAAACCCCUUGACUCGGGUAGCAGUGCCUGUGCUGGCUCGACACUGUCACUUUCAACAUCACGACGAUUGAGCCAGACCAAUGAAUCAUUGUCAACCCGAGUGAUUCCUUUACAUGAAGCAUGUAAACCGGGGGAAGACAUUCUAGACGAAAAUUAUGGCUUUUCGAAUGGCGUGGCGGCACCCACACGGCUGGAACAUGCUUCAUCGGUUUCGGAGCAAAGAAUACCUGAGGUGGCUGUCACUUUUAUCCAACAAAAUGCGAGCGCUAACGCUUCUACACCCUCAACAUUUGUCAAUGGUUUUCAACAGGAUGUAAUGGCAUUCGGUGAACAAAAUGUUAAAUCAGAAAAUGCUGAACACGUUGAUAAUGACGCAAAGUCUUCAAUUAUACCCAAGACCCCAAAAUCCAGAGAUAUGGUCGGGAUAAUUACAAAUGAAGAGUCACCGAUACUUGAAGGAAUGGUUGAUACGUCUCCCACUAUUGAUCACUUCAAAUCCAAGCUUAAAACACUCCAUACGCAGGAUUAUUCCACACCAACAAGGCAGACUGACGAAAUGAAUUCUACUGACUCACCAGCUAUAAAAUUUCACGAUCUUGGAACAGGCCCUGACAGAGCUAGGAUUAGCCCAUGUACAUUGAAGGACGAGCUAGAACAAGACACACUAACCACUCUUCCGCAAGAGGCUGUCUUUUUGCCAUCCCACAAGGCAAAUUCCAGUGACAUUCUCUUAACAAGUAUUUUUCCUAUUCCUCAUAACAACGAUGAAAAUGGGUUAUACAACGCGACACAACUUCUCCAGCCCAAAGAACGCAGUGCCACGAUGCCGCCGCACUCACAGAGUGAUAAAGCGGGUGACCAAUACACCCACGUACAAUAUCCGACGGGUGUGCACGAGGCAGUAUCACGCACUAUUGAAGACGCCGCGGAGGAAGCAGGAGAGGUGGUGUUAAGCGCACUUUCUAUCGGCAGUGUAUUGAACAAGCUUGAGCCUGGUAAAAUGAUGUCCGUGCCUAGAGCGCAUGAUCAUAACGAAUCGACAUUAGAAAUUUCAGCUCCUUUCGCAGCAUCUACGACGCAUCACCUCAAUACUUCUGCUUUCUCAGCCACUUUAUCUAGGGAACUUGACAUCAACUCGCAGGGGUCUCGACAAAUCUCAAACAACGAAAAGCAGUCACAAUCCUCAAGACCGAAGACUCAAAGUAACGACGACGAUAAUGAUAGCAUGCCUUCAUUGGGUUUCUUUAACAGUACCAUUAACAUGAAGGAAUCACAGCCUGGACAAAUGACUGUACAACUUUUAGGACUUAAACAUCUAGAAAAUGUUGCAUUUGUAAAGGAGAAGUUUAUAAACGAAGACGACUCACUGCAGUCGACGAUGCUGUUAUCUGAAUCCGAAAAGUAUAGAGUGUUACCUCCAGAGGCACACCCUAGUGCCCUUGAUUCGACUUCUUCGAUUUCGGAAAACAACAAAUGCGUAGGGAAGGACACAAUUGAGACGUUGCAGCGACAGCAGUCAAACCACGAGUUUGGAAAACCACCCGCCACGGGGAGUUACAGCGGUUGUCAGGACAAAGGAACAAAACUUACUCGUCAAGUCCCUGUAUCGAGUGGGAUGGAAAGACCCACGCUGCCACGACUCCAAAGUUCUCUCUUUUCUGGGGAAUCUCUAUCUGGACUGAAUAGCACCCAAGUUCUUUCCCCCAACCCUGUAGCUGCUAUUAACACAGAAAAAUCGACACUACCACGUCGUGCGACCCCCGCCAUGCCCGAGCCUCAGUCCUCGACAAGGCUCCUCGGUGAGUCCUCUGCUUUCGUACGGUUAUCGCCAUCGUCAGAGGAGAAGGUUAAAGUCAUCCGGCAACACCGGCAGGACGCCUCACGGGAAAGAGUGGUGCCUGACGAGGAUGGAAACAACGGCCCCGAUGGGGCUGCGCACAAAGACGAGAUUCGUCCUGACGGGAGGCUGCUGAGGGGUCAAUUACCACAACCACAGGCCCUUUCUGAAGCUUUGGUGAUCUCAACCCCUGGCGGAGUUGAUGUAAAAGAAGAGAUCAAUGGCCACGGUGUUCCUGGGAUAAUAUUAACCGAUAAGCAAACAAAAAGUGGAGGGGCAAUUAAUAUCAGAAGACCUCCUAGACCUGUGAAGCAGUCAAACCAAAUCGCCCUACCCCCAUCUUUGCUCCUCAGUAAAACGGUGCAGGAUGAUCCAAAGGAGGUGUACAGUAAGGAAAAAGACGUGGCAGCCCUAACAGUGAUACAAACCACCGACACCAAUGCUGCAUCAUCGAAACCAGUAAUAGGUGGGCAGCAAGAAAUGAGCUUGAAGUGUAAAAAAAACGUGAAAUCUAAUGGUGAUAGCCAGGUUUCCACCACAGUUUCUGACACUGAGCGUCGUGAAGCUGUGUCGCGUAUUCUGGAAAGAAUUAAAAAAAGGAAGGCAGAGUCUAGUCGAAUGUCGCAAAACGUGGCUUGA